Messenger RNA from Eucalyptus grandis, 1641 nucleotides. RefSeq names its product elongation of fatty acids protein 3-like. Gene Ontology annotation, cellular component: endoplasmic reticulum membrane. Bases 220 to 1230 code for a protein of 336 amino acids. Gene Ontology annotation, biological process: fatty acid elongation, polyunsaturated fatty acid; very long-chain fatty acid biosynthetic process; fatty acid elongation, saturated fatty acid. The transcript has a single exon. Gene Ontology annotation, molecular function: fatty acid elongase activity. The record is from RefSeq and is a predicted model, not a curated record. Lineage: Eukaryota; Viridiplantae; Streptophyta; Magnoliopsida; Myrtales; Myrtaceae.
UCCCCCAUCGGACGCAAGGCAUCUCUAAAUUUAAGCCCCCAAAACCCCCUUCUUCUCCACGGCUCCCUUUCGCCUUCUCUCUCUAAAAAUCAAGAACCUAAAUUUGGAACAUCUCUCCACGAGAAUUUGAGAAUUCAUCUUCCUUUCUUUUCGGGCCGUUUUCGUCGGGAUCGAAGGCAUUGAUGAGACGUCGGCGAUAGGCGACGCGCGACGGCGGCGAUGUCGGUGGCGGCGGCGGCGAUGGCGGUGAACUGGGUGACGUACUACCUGGCCGAGCACCCGGCGAUCGUCAACUUCCGGUGGAGCCACACCCACUCGUGGGGCUCCACCUGGUCCUUCCUCGCCUCCUCCGUCUCCCUCUACCUCGCCCUCGCCCUCCUCCUCCACCUCCUCCUCCUCCUCCCGCGCCGCCGCCGACCCGUCCCGGUCGGCCCCGCCCCGGCCCUCCACAGCCUCCUCAUGGCCCUCCUCUCCGCCACCAUCUUCGCCGGGGCCCUCCUCUCCUCGGCCGCCGAGAUCCGCGACACCCGGUGGCUCUGGCGCCGGUCCCGGACGACGCCGUUCCAGUGGUUCCUCUGCUUCCCGCUCGGGACCCGCCCCUCCGGCCGCGUCUUCUUUUGGUCCUACGUCUUCUACCUCUCCCGCUUCCUCCACAUGCUCCGCACCUUCCUCACCAUCCUCCGCCGCCGCCGCCUCUCCUUCGCGCAGCUCUUCAACAACGCCGCCCUCACCUGCGUCGCCUUCCUCUGGCUCGAGUUCUCGCAGUCGUUCCAGGUCCUCGCCAUCCUCUCCGCCACGCUCGUCUACGCAGCCGUGUACGGGUACCGCUUCUGGACAGCCAUCGGGCUACCCGUCGCGUGCUUCCCGUUCGUCGCGCACUGCCAGGUCGCGCUCCUCGGAUGCAACCUCGUGUGCCACGUCGGCGUGCUGACGCUGCACCUGGUCAAGGGCGGGUGCAACGGGAUCGGCGCGUGGGUGUUCAAUUCGGUGCUGAACGGCGCGGUCUUGAUGCUGUUCCUGAAAUUCUACGUAAAGAUGCAUCUGGGCAAGAAGAGGGGGGCGGUUGUCGUCGUCGGCGGCGGCGGCUGCGGCUGCGCCGACAGCAUCGGCGCAGGGGGUGCCGGCGAGGCCUGCGAUCGAGAUCGUGAACCGUCUUCUUCCUUAUGCGGUGGGUCUGAUGUAAUUAAAGAGGCAGAGGAGGAGAGCAUCGUCAAAGAGAAGGAAUUAUAGGGAUUGAAUGGUGGGUGGUUGCUGGUGGUGGUGGACCUGGUGGUGCUGGUGGUGGUGACUUUUCUUGUAGCCCUCAAAUUUUGGGAAGCAAAACGUUUGCCGCGGAGCCCUCUCUCUCCAUCUCACCUUCUUUGGGUUUCUCUCUUUCUUUCUUUUCAUUUUUGUAGAAAUUGAUAUAUUUGUAUGUACUACAAUAAAAUGGUUCAAAAGUUUUACCGAUGUUGCAGAAUGCUAGUGUAGUAAUUAGGGUAGUCAGGCGAUUCUGCUGAUAUUGUUUAGAAGAGGAUUUAGCAGAGUUUUGUAGGGUCAUUAUUUGACCUUUCUGCUCCUUAGAGUUGAGAGCGAUUCUGAAAGUUCAUGUUGGUAAGAGUAUCAUACAGAUUACAAAUAAAUUUCUCGAUUAUAUCUUCA